Molecule: messenger RNA, 1266 nt
Organism: Zingiber officinale
Lineage: Eukaryota; Viridiplantae; Streptophyta; Magnoliopsida; Zingiberales; Zingiberaceae
Product: rust resistance kinase Lr10-like
Exons: 1
Coding region: 190-1182 (330 amino acids)
Biological process (GO): protein phosphorylation
Molecular function (GO): protein kinase activity; ATP binding
Source: RefSeq, a predicted model, not a curated record
UCUACGUUAAUUUUGCCGAUAUUAAUUGUAGUGGCCAGAUUAAUAUUGGCACCUCUAUGUGUCUUUGGAUUCCUCCUACUCAAUUGCUGGAGGAGAAGCAGGGCACCCGAGGACGCCGUCGAGAAGUUCCUUCGCAACCAACAGCAAUCUCUUUCGCCCACGCGCUACGCCUACAGUGACAUCGUCGCCAUGACCGGCCACUUCAGGGAAAAGCUAGGCCAAGGCGGCUUCGGCGCCGUCUUCAAGGGCCACAUCAUGGGAACAUACCCUGUCGCCGUUAAGCUCCUGGGCGGAUCCAACUUCCACGGCCAAGAUUUCAUCAACGAGGUGGCCACCAUCGGAAGAAUCCACCACCUGAACGUCGUGCGCCUUCUCGGGUUUUGCUCGGAGGGAUCGAAGCGGGCGCUGGUCUACGAGUUCAUGCCCAACGGAUCGCUCGACAGGUAUAUUUUCUCCUCCCAAUCCAAUCGCAGUGGGGCAUGCAGCAGUAGACGCCGCCUUAGUCCGCGCAAGCUCAACGAGAUUGCCUUGGGCGUGGCCAGAGGCAUCAACUACCUCCACACCGGAUGCCACAUGCAGAUCUUGCACUUCGACAUCAAGCCGCACAACGUUCUCCUCGAUCACAAUUUCACCCCCAAGGUUUCAGAUUUCGGACUGGCAAAGCUCUGCCCCAAGGAUUGCAGCCUAGUCUCUGUGAGUGCCGCAAGGGGGACGAUAGGUUAUAUAGCACCCGAGUUGAUCUCUAGAAGCUUUGGGUCCAUAUCGUACAAGUCCGAUGUGUAUAGUUUUGGGAUGUUGCUCCUGGAGAUGGCUGGGAGGAGGAGGAAUGUGGAUCAAAGAGCAGAGAAUUCGAGCCAAAUUUAUUACCCUUCGUGGAUUUAUGAUCAACUGGUGCGACUACAGGAGCUAGGAGGAGCAGAGGCUGAUGAUAUUAACGUGGAAAUUGAUGAAAUCGAGAGAAAGUUGUCCAUGGUGGGACUCUGGUGCAUACAGAUGAAAUCAUGUGAUCGUCCCUCCAUGAGUGAGGUUGUGGAGAUGCUGGAAGGAGAUACAAAUAGCUUCGACAUGCCACCCAAGCCAUUCUUUUCCUCCCCAGACACACAAUCGGAUUUCAUAAUGGUGUCGUGUAUGCAGCAGUCAUCUUCUAUAGGGUUGUUUGGUAUCUCAGAGAGAGAACGAUGAUCUUUCAGGACUUGAAUAGCAUGAUAAAUUAGUUCGGAUAGAUAUAAUAUGUUUUCAUGUAUAUUCAUUAUGUACUCAACAGGC